This is a messenger RNA of Amblyraja radiata (thorny skate), 1877 nucleotides long. RefSeq names its product ribonucleotide reductase M2 polypeptide (gene rrm2). Bases 281 to 1447 code for a protein of 388 amino acids. Gene Ontology annotation, cellular component: cytosol. The transcript has 10 exons. The record is from RefSeq and is a predicted model, not a curated record. Gene Ontology annotation, molecular function: ribonucleoside-diphosphate reductase activity, thioredoxin disulfide as acceptor. NCBI's taxonomy places the organism in Eukaryota, Metazoa, Chordata, Chondrichthyes, Rajiformes, Rajidae. Gene Ontology annotation, biological process: deoxyribonucleotide biosynthetic process.
UCGGCGCCAACAUUCGUUCAUUCGGUCCAGGAGCGGCUCGGUGUCUGCAUCUCCAGCUCCGUUACAUCCUCAACUCUAUCGGCGUCUGCAGCUCAGCUACAUCCUCAACUCUACCGGCACUUUACUGCUGCUGACAAAUCUUUGCAGGGUCCCGCACUAGUUUAUCACAGUAGUUAACUGGUUUAUAUUGUUUCCCCUACUUUGCAUCCCUCGUUUUACUCCGAAGCCUGUUCAUAGUUCUGCUAAUAGACCCAAUUCGUAAACCAUUUUAGAUAUUACAAUGCUUCCCGCCCGCACUCCUCUCGCUGCCAAGAACGAGAAUGUGGUCUUCACUAAGAUGAGUGACGUGUCUCUUAAUGACAAGGAGAACACACCGCCUUCUUUAAGCAGUACCCGGGUCCUGGCCAGUAAAACCGCCCGCAACAUCUUCGCCGAAGCCCAAGCCAAGCCUGGAAAAAGCAGCGACUCAUCAAGGUUACAGGACGAGCCGCUUCUGAGGGAAAAUCCGCGCCGUUUUGUCAUCUUCCCCAUACAAUAUCACGAUGUCUGGCGGAUGUACAAGAAAGCUGAAGCAUCUUUCUGGACGGCAGAGGAGGUUGAUCUCUCAAAGGAUCUCCAGCACUGGGAGUCCUUGAAGUCAGAGGAGCGAUACUUCAUUUCUCACGUCUUGGCAUUUUUUGCAGCCAGUGAUGGUAUUGUUAAUGAGAACUUGGUUGAGCGUUUCAGUCAAGAAGUUCAAAUAACAGAGGCUCGUUGCUUUUAUGGAUUCCAAAUUGCAAUGGAAAAUAUUCACUCUGAAAUGUACAGUCUUCUAAUUGACACUUACAUUAAGGAUUCUAAUGAGAGAGAAUAUUUGUUCAAUGCAAUUGAGACUUUGUCCUGUGUGAAGAAAAAGGCUGACUGGGCCCUGUGUUGGAUUGGUGACCAGCAAGCAACAUUUGGUGAGAGGAUUGUAGCGUUUGCUGCUGUUGAAGGAAUCUUCUUCUCUGGAUCAUUUGCUGCUAUUUUCUGGUUGAAGAAGCGAGGUUUAAUGCCUGGGUUGACUUUCUCCAAUGAGCUGAUCAGCAGAGAUGAGGGUCUGCACUGCGAUUUUGCCUGCUUGAUGUUCAAACACUUGGUACAAAAAACUUCAGAGGAGAAGGUACGAGGGAUCAUUAAGGAUGCUGUUAAUAUAGAACAGGAGUUUCUGACUGAGUCUUUGCCAGUAAACCUGAUUGGAAUGAACUGCACCUUAAUGAAACGUUACAUUGAAUUUGUAGCUGACCGAUUGAUGUUGGAACUGGGAUUCAAUAAGAUCUAUAAAGCUGAGAAUCCGUUUGACUUUAUGGAGAACAUUUCUUUAGAAGGCAAAACUAAUUUUUUUGAAAAGAGAGUUGGAGAGUAUCAGAGGAUGGGUGUGAUGGCCAAGAGUGCUGACAAUUCUUUCUCACUGGAUGCCGAGUUUUGAAAGGAUGGCGAAGAUUUGCAGUCGGAUGGCAAAAUAGGAUUUAAAAAGCUGACGUGUUAGUUCCACACAUCACUGACUUUUCAGUUUGCAUUCAUAAUAACCCGGUUUGGGCACAAGGCUGCAUUCAUACUAAUUCCAAAAUUUGGAGUUGGAGAUUGCACAUUGUAGGAUUUUGAAAGCAAUAAAAGAUACACAUGUUACUUCAAGUGUAACUGUAUAAUUACAUAGUUUACAGCACUCUGCAACAGAGGGUGUAUGUCAUUUUGUUGUAGAAACACUUGAAUGAGGAUUUGUGUUGUCAAGCAUUCUAUAAAGGAGCCUAAUUGGCUUUAGCCACUGUUUUGUUUAUAGCAGUUUUCAGUGGGUUUUAAUAUGUAAAUAUUUUAAUCAAAAUGCACUUUCUAAAUAAAGUUUCAAACAUUUACAUUUG